This is a messenger RNA of Blepharisma stoltei, 213 nucleotides long. NCBI's taxonomy places the organism in Eukaryota, Ciliophora, Heterotrichea, Heterotrichida, Blepharismidae. The record is from the annotation of a GenBank genome assembly.
AUGGUUUUUUUUGUUGUUGACAUUUUUGACAAAUUUGACACUUUUUGACAAAUUUGCUCAAUUUUGACAAAAAAUAAAUAUUUUCCAUUUUUUUUGACAUUUUUGUUGUUUUUAGCAUUUUUUUUCCUAUUUAGCAAAAAUGUUCCAUUUUUGGACAUUUUUUCUUGUUUAGCAAAUAUAUUCGAAAUUUGCAAAAAUAUGCUAAUACUUUAG